AACUGCACGUCCAUCCAUGACGAAAAGAGGGAACAUGGAACAUCAUCAUAAAAGCAAAUACAAUCAAUUGUGGUUGGUGGCGCUGCUGUGGUGUUUUAUAAAGCUAAUCAAUCAUGAGCCCAAAAAACGAGUGAAUUUAAAACACCUCUCCAACGAAGAACGACUAGAUUUUAUAAAUUCAUUUGAUCAAGUGUUUUGUGAUGUCGAUGGAGUUAUUUGGCAAACAACUCAGGCACCAAUUCCCGAUGCUGGAAAAGCGAUAGAAUAUUUGCGUAGUAUUGGUAAAGAUGUAAUUUUUGUUACCAAUAAUAGCAUUCGUGUUAUUGAAGAUCAACUUUUGAAACUCGAACAAAACCAUGUAAUUGCCACAAAAGAACAAGUAAUUCAUCCUGCUCAAUCUAUUGCGGAUUACCUCAAAGAAAUUGAAUUCGAAGGAUUAAUUUAUUGCAUUGCUUCAGGACCAUUCAAAAAGACUUUGAGAUCGGCAGGUUUUGAAGUUACAGAUGGCCCAAAUAGAAUGUUAGAAGAAACAAUUCAAGAUUUAGCAGUAAAUAUAUUUUGUAAUGAUCCGGUUAAAGCUGUUGUUAUCGACGUGGAUUUCAAUUUGUGCGUAGCUAAACUCAUGCGGGCGCAUAGAUAUCUUAAAAAUCCAAAUUGUUUAUUCCUUGGCGGAGCAGCUGAUUUAAUAAUUCCCUUAGGAACAAAAGACAUCAUAGGGCCAGGUCCAUUCAUAAACGUCGUUGAACAAACAACAAAAAGAAAAGCUAUAGUUCUUGGUAAACCUGGAGUAGCUUUAAGUGAUUUCCUGAAAAAACGCUACACUAUCACAGAACCAAAAAAGGUGCUCUUCAUUGGAGAUACAUUGGGUAGUGAUGUUAAAUUUGGCAACAUAUCAGGAUUUCAGACGUUAGUUGUACUCAGUGGUGGAACCACACGUGAUGAUUUAUUUAAUGAACUUCCUGAAGAUGAAACUCCUGAUUUUUACGUCGAUAGUUUAGCUGAUUUGAACAAUUUUAUCAUUCGAACCAUGAAUAUCGCUGUCUUCCUGUUUGUUAUUUUAAUAAAUGUGCUCGUCCAACUUAGUUUGGGGAUUCAUUCGACCACACAUCGAUUGCCGAAACCUCGUCAUAUUUUGGACCUGAGCCCUGAGGAAAAAAUCGAAUUUAUUCAGUCAAUUGAUUUGGUGCUUUCGGACAUUGAUGGUGUUGUUUGGAAUGUUGUAACUGGUGUUGACGGAGCUGCCGAAGGAUUCAAGUCAUUAAUCAAAUCUGGUAAAAAAGUAUUUUUCGUAACAAAUAACAGUGCUCGAAGUGAUGAAGCUUGUGAAAAGAGCUUCAAAGAUGUCGGACUCGAAGUUAAUAAUUCAGAUAUCAUCAGUCCGGCGAAAAACGUUGUCAAAUAUUUGUUAAGUAUAAAUUUUGACGGCCUGAUUUAUUGCAUUGGAACUGAUGUGUUCAAAGGAACUCUUCGAAAAGCUGGUUUUAGAGUUAUCGAUGGACCAACAAAAAUUUUUGAAGAAAGCUUCUCCGCAUUAGCUCGACACAUUUUUGACAAAGAACCAGUUCGUGCUGUAGUCGUUGAUGUUGACUUUAAUCUUUCAGGUGCUAAGAUGAUUCGUGCUCAUCAAUACCUAAGGCAUCCAGAUUGUUUACUAAUUGGUGGAGCAACUGAUUUAUUUUUGCCAGUAACAAAAGAUAUACAAAUUCUUGGUCCCGGUCCAUAUGUCAAGGUUUUAUCAGAAGCUAGUGGGAAAACACCCAUUAUUAUGGCGAAACCUGGCAAACAGCUAGCAGACAUGUUAAUUGAUCGGUUAGAUAUUCAAGACAAGAGUCGGGCUAUAAUGAUUGGUGAUAUGUUGGAACAAGAUAUUGGAUUUGGCAAGGUAGCUGGACUGCAGACAUUACUUGUACUAUCUGGAGGAUGUACAAAGGAGCAAAUGUUAGAAAAUACAAAUCCUGAUAUUCAUCCUGAUUACUAUGCCGAUAGUAUGUAUGAUUUUGUUAAGUUUUUCGAAAGUUCGAAAUUGUAAAAAGUGUUAUUGCAUUUAUUCUAAGCUUUUAAGUAAGA
This is a messenger RNA of Episyrphus balteatus (marmalade hoverfly), 2067 nucleotides long. RefSeq lists its product as uncharacterized. Gene Ontology annotation, cellular component: cytoplasm. Bases 17 to 2029 code for a protein of 670 amino acids. The transcript has 12 exons. Gene Ontology annotation, molecular function: phosphatase activity. NCBI's taxonomy places the organism in Eukaryota, Metazoa, Arthropoda, Insecta, Diptera, Syrphidae. The record is from RefSeq and is a predicted model, not a curated record.